Messenger RNA from Serpula lacrymans var. lacrymans S7.9, 1718 nucleotides. RefSeq lists its product as uncharacterized. NCBI's taxonomy places the organism in Eukaryota, Fungi, Basidiomycota, Agaricomycetes, Boletales, Serpulaceae. Gene Ontology annotation, molecular function: carbohydrate:proton symporter activity. Gene Ontology annotation, cellular component: membrane. Gene Ontology annotation, biological process: carbohydrate transport; transmembrane transport. The record is from RefSeq and is a predicted model, not a curated record. Bases 1 to 1578 code for a protein of 525 amino acids. The transcript is spliced from 11 exons.
AUGCACUCUCCAGAAAGCAGGUGGAAGAAUAUCAGAGUAUACUGGCUGGCUUUCGUUUCGUAUUGGGGAAUCGUGCUCUUUGGUUAUGACACUGGAAUUGCCGGAGGGGUUGUCUCACAGCCCUACUUCCAGACACAUUUCGGUCUGACAAAUGCAGACGGUCAAGUGAACCAGUCAAAAUCUAACGAGGUUUCCUCCAACGUUGUUUCUGUCCUUCAAGCCGGAGCAUUCUUUGGUGCCCUGGGAAGUGCACCUCUCUCAAGUUGGUUAGGUCGCCGCUAUACCUUGGUCGCUUUCACAGUCAUUUUCUCCGUCGGUGCUAUUCUUACGACGGUAGCCGGUGGCAGUCGAGGGCUGGGCUACAUCUAUGGUGGCCGUGUCGUUUCCGGUUUGGGAAUCGGUGGUAUUUCCGCUGUAGCGCCGGCCUAUGUAUCAGAAUGCUCGCCAAAAAAUGUCCGUGGACGCAUUACGGGAAUGUUCCAAAUCAUGGUGGCAAUUGGUGUCAUGAUAUCUUACUUCAUCAACUUUGGUAUAGGACUUCAUAUUUCUAACAGCGCACAAGUUUGGAGAAUUCCUUUCGGUUUCCAGCUUGUUCCCGCGGGCAUGAUGUGCCUCGGUCUCUUUACAGUCAAGGAAUCUCCUCGUUGGCUGGCAUCCAAAGGUCGCAUGCAGGAAGCCCUCGAUAACCUUGCCUAUCUUCGAAAGGAACAUAACGACUCGCUGGAGGUGCGACACGAGUUAGCCGAAAUUGAAGGUGCGAUAAGGGAAGAACGAGAAGCCCGAAAGGGUCUCGGUCUGAAGGAAGCAUUUUUCGGUCGUGGCAAUUUCAUUCGAUUCGUUAUCGCAUUUGUCAUUUUCCUUCUGCAGCAGUGGAGUGGCCAGAAUUCAGUUGGCUACUAUGCACCGCAGAUUUUCAAAUCAAUCGGAUACACAGGGACAGCAAACAGCUUGCUCGCUUCCGGUAUAUACGGUAUUGUGAAAGUAGUCGCAACCGCUAUCUUCGUCUUUUUCCUCGUCGAAUCGCUCGGUCGAAAAAUCUCGUUAUUUAUCUCGUCACUGGGGAUGGGUGUCAUGUUUUUCAUCAUCGGAGCUAUCCUCAAGACGCAUCCUGUGGCGACAGUCGCCGUUGGUCAGACCGGCCCUCCUCCCUCAUCAUCAUCAAAGGCCAUGGCUGCUAUGCUUUACAUCUACGUCUGCUUCUACUCGAUGGGCUGGGGCCCCCUUCCUUGGGUCUACGUCUCCGAUAUCUUCCCGACUCGUACCCGUCAUUACGGAUUGGCCGUCGCCAGCGGAUCGCAAUGGCUCUUCAACUUUGUUGUUUCCAAAGUGACACCCACUCUGGAGACGGAUCUCGGCUAUAAACUCUUCAUGAUGUUUGCCGCGAUCAAUAUCGGCGGCAUGGCUAUCUUCUCAUUACUUCUUCCCGAGACCAAAGGACGCAGUCUGGAAGAAAUGGAUAUCAUAUUCGGGGCCGUCGCCGCCGAGUCUCGCGACGCCUUCAUCGAGAAAGAAGAAAGAGCCUUUGAACACGAAGUCAACGAGACGACGUCUGAGCGAUCCAUCGAUCGCAAAGUCUGAGGCGACCUGUUUUUUUUUUUUUUUUUUUUUUUCCAUGUUUGGGCUUGAGCUAUAUCUAUUAUAUCAUACCGCCUGAUUCACGAACUAGUCAUCCGAGGCUACUGCCAUGUCUGUAUUAUACGAACCGUCACGCUUAUCUU